Messenger RNA from Colletotrichum graminicola M1.001, 1422 nucleotides. Its product is annotated as cytidine and deoxycytidylate deaminase zinc-binding region. NCBI's taxonomy places the organism in Eukaryota, Fungi, Ascomycota, Sordariomycetes, Glomerellales, Glomerellaceae. Bases 1 to 1422 code for a protein of 473 amino acids. The transcript has 3 exons. The record is from RefSeq and is a predicted model, not a curated record. Gene Ontology annotation, molecular function: hydrolase activity; zinc ion binding; nucleic acid binding.
AUGCUCAUCGGAAUCUGCGGCGGCAUCUGCGCCGGCAAGAAGACCGUCGCCCAGUACCUGGUCGAGCAUCACGGCUUCAAGCUGCUUCGUCUGGACAACCCCUCAACAACUCUGCCGCGUGACGAGACUCCGUCCUACAGUGCUCCGGAGCCGGAGCCGGAACCCGCCCCGCCCACCACCGGCAACGAAGAGUCGAGGGCUCCUCAGCAGCAGCAGCAGCAGCAGUCUUCCACCGACACCAAGGGGAAGAAGAAGAAGGGCCCGUAUUGCUUCAACUGCAAACAAAAGGGUCAUUUCAAGGUGGACUGCCCUCUCCCUGUCCAAGAGACCGCCCUCGCCGUCAACGGCAAUGGUAACGGCAACGUCAACGGCAAUGGUAAUGGCAACGUCAACGGCAACGGCAACGUCAACGGCAAAGGAACCUCUGAAAGCCCGGCGCGGCAGGCCGGCGAGCGUUUCAUGAUCGUCAACGCUUUCUCUCUCGUGACGAGGAAGAACAUGCCGCACCCUCCCCCGCCACAACAGCCGGCCACCAACGGCUUCCGCGCCGCGGCACCCGGCGAGCUCUCCUUCGCCUCCGCCGACGCCCUUCUGGACUACGUCACGACGCGCUGGCAGUCCCGCUUCGUCACGACCAACGUGCACAACGAGGCCGUCCUCGACGCCCUCUCCCGCCGCCCCUUCUUCAUGCUCGUCUCCGUCGACGCCCCGCUGACGGUCCGCCACGCCCGCUUCCGCGCGCUGCACAAUCCGCACUGCACCCUCGAGUCCUUCGCCCUCGCCUCCGACCGCCACCUCUACGACCCGCACGGCGGCCUGCAGCCCCUCAUCUCCCGCGCCACCGUCCGCCUCGUCAACACCUCGUCCUCCCUCGCCCACCUCUACGCCACCCUCGGCAAGCUGCAGCUCGCCGACCCCGUCCGCCUGCGCCCGAGCUGGGACGCCUACUUCAUGUCGCUCGCUGAGCUGGCCUCGCUGCGCUCCAACUGCAUGAAGCGCCGCGUCGGCGCCGUCCUCGUCGGCCGCGAGAAGCGCGUCAUCUCCACCGGCUACAACGGCACCCCGCGCGGCCUGCGCAACUGCUCCGACGGCGGCUGCGCCCGCUGCAACUCGGGCAACUCGUCCGGCGUCGGCCUGUCCACCUGCCUGUGCAUCCACGCCGAGGAGAACGCCCUGCUCGAGGCCGGCCGCGAGCGCAUCCGCGACGGCGCCGUGCUCUACUGCGACACGUGCCCGUGCCUGACCUGCAGCAUCAAGAUCUGCCAGGUCGGCAUCGAGGAAGUCGUCUACGCCCACGGCUACAGCAUGGACACGGAGACGGCGGCCGUGUUUGCGCAGGCGGGCGUCCGCCUGAGGCAGUAUAUUCCGGCUCCAAACGGGUUGAUUCAUCUAGAAAAUCUGGAAAACCUGGAGCUUUACUGA